Molecule: messenger RNA, 3291 nt
Organism: Fusarium poae
Lineage: Eukaryota; Fungi; Ascomycota; Sordariomycetes; Hypocreales; Nectriaceae
Exons: 4
Coding region: 1-3291 (1096 amino acids)
Molecular function (GO): metal ion binding
Source: RefSeq, a predicted model, not a curated record
AUGUCACCCAAAUCUUCCCCUUCACAAUAUGUCAUUGCCGUGGUAGUUGCUCUGCUUAGUAUUACCGCUUAUUUUCUCACAUCGAGCCUUCCUCUUGCAGCUACAAGUGUUGAUUCACUUUGGAGCCUUACAGGCCUCAAGCACUUCAAGAUGUCGGCGCACUCACAUUUCCGCAAAAUCCAGAGCUUCAAGACCGACUAUGCCCCUUGUACAAUCACUCAAUAUGUAUCAGAACGCAGUGGUAUGCAAGUUGUUGUUGCCGAUCGAAAGGGCCCCAAGCUCAACGGCUAUUUCACCCUAGCCACUGAGAUCUUUGAUGAUUCCGGUGCUCCCCAUACCCUUGAGCAUCUCGUCUUCAUGGGUUCCAAGAGUUACCAGUACAAGGGCCUUCUCGACAAGCUGUCUUCUCGAGCCUACUCUCACACCAACGCAUGGACCGCUACAGAUCACACAGCUUACACGCUCGAAACCGCCGGCUGGGAUGGUUUUGCCCAAAUUCUUCCUGUCUAUCUUGAACAUGUCAUCUUGCCCACUAUCACAGAUGAGGGUAUUGUGACCGAAGUUUGGCACAUUGACGGUGAAGGUAACGAUGCUGGAGUUGUUUAUUCCGAAAUGCAAGCUGUUCAAUUCCGCAGUUCCGAAAUCAUGGAUCUUAAGGCUCGUCGUCUUCUCUACCCUGAGAAUGUUGGUUUUCGUUACGAAACUGGUGGAAUGACCGAUGCCCUCCGGGUUCUCACUCCUGAUCGUAUUCGACAAUUCCAUCGAGAUAUGUAUCAGCCGCGAAAUCUGUGUCUGGUUCUUGUCGGAGAGGUCAACCAGGAUGAACUUCUUCAGAUUCUUGACAAGUUUGAAGAGUCUAUCAAGGAUGAUAUCCCUUCUCUUGAUACUCCAUUCCAGAGACCCUGGAUUGACUCUGCUUCACCCCCAAAGAUUAGCGAAACCAAAAUCGUGACCGCUGAGUUUCCCGAGGAGGACGAGUCUGUUGGUGAGAUUCUCGUUGGCUUCUUUGGUCCCGACUGUAUCGACCUUAUCAACUCUUCUGCCCUGAAUGUUCUCCUCACAUACCUAUGUGGUUCUUCUGUCUCUAUUUUAGAGAAUGUCAUGGUUGAGAAGGAGGAACUUGCGAGCUCAGUCUCUUACUGGACGGACCCUCGACCCAACUCGGUCAUCUGGCUGCAGCCGACAGGUGUUGCCACUGAGAAGCUCGAGUUUGUCGAAAAGCGACUUAUCGAGUUACUCAAAGAAGUUGCCUCCAAGCCCAUCGACAUGGACUAUAUGAGGGAGUGCAUCCGUCGUGAGAGGCGCCAGGUCAAGUACCAUGCUGAGACAUCCGAGUCUUUCUACGCAACAAACAUCAUCACUGACUACCUUUUCGGCAAGCGGGAUGGAUCUACGCUUGCAGAUCUACAAAACCUGGAGGAGUACGAUGUUUUGGAGAAGUGGUCGGACAAGCAAUGGCGAGAUUUCCUUAGCCAAUGGAUGGCUGACGCCCCUCAUAUCUCUAUCCUCGGCAAGCCUUCCAACGAGCUCGCUACUAAGAUGAAGAAGGACGAAGAAGCUCGCAUUGCUAAGCGUAAGGAAGACUUGGGCCCUGAUGGCCUCGAGAAACUUGCCAAGCGUCUUGAAGAAGCCAAGAAGAAGAACGACGAACCCAUUCCUGCCGAAGUGGUCGAUCGUUGGAGCGUUCCUGGUACCGACUCUAUCCACUUCAUCGAGUCGGACACUGCUCGCUCUGGACGUGCCCGUUCAGUUGGCCUGGGCAGCGGACCCGCACAGAAGCUCAUCGAAGGUGCAGCCCAAGGCAAGCUUCCACUGUUCAUCCAAUUUGAGGAUGUUCCCACCAACUUUGUCCAUAUCUCUAUUCACAUUGGUACCUCUCAGGUACCCAAUGAGCUCAAGCCUCUGAUGCCCAUUUUCAGCGACAACUUAUUCAACACGCACAUUAUGCGUGAUGGUAAGCAGGUCGGCUUCGAGCAGGUCGUUAUGGAGCUUGAGAGAGACACUAUUAGUUACGCCCUCAACUCCGCUCGAUACCUCGGCGAUCCUGAUGGCAUCAUGAUUCAAUUCCAGGUUGAGCCUGAGAAAUACGCUGCAGCAGUCGAAUGGAUCCGUACCAUGAUGUUCGACUCUAUCUUCGACCCUCAGCGUCUCAAGGCUAGUGUCACCAAGGCUCUGGCUGAUAUUCCUGAGUCCAAACGUGAUGGCAAGUCCAUGGCCAGCGAGGUCAGCGCUGCCUUCCACAUGGAGAAGUCAUCACUGGCUGUGGCUAAGCGUGUGCUUGUUCGUGCGGUAUAUUUAAAGAGACUCAAGAAGCUUCUUGAGAAGGAGCCCGAAAAGGUUGUCGGCUGGUUCAAUACGAUCCGAGACUCACUCUUCACCUUCCAGAACCUCCGUUUCCUUGUCACAGCCAAUCUUGCCACUCUCCCCAACCCCUUGACCACCUGGGAUACCCUUUCCAAGUCUCUGACCGUAUCCGAGAACAUGAUCGAUAUUCCUAAGCCCGUGAGCCUUCUCAAUGAUGAAGGUCGUAAUCCUGGUUCGGUUGGCGCAGUCAUCGUCCCCAUGACCGCCCUUGAGAGUUCUUACUCUGUUUCAACAGCCCAGGGCAUGGCCUCAUAUACCGAUCCCCGCCUUGCCUCUAUCAUGGUAGCUAUUGGCUAUCUUGAAGCUGCUGAAGGCCCUCUUUGGAACGCGGUUCGAGGUGCUGGUUACGCGUAUGGUGUUUACUUCUCCAGGGAUAUCAACUCUGGUAUCAUCUCGUACAACGUGUACCGCUCACCCGACGCCUACAAGGCCAUCAAAGCCUCCAAGGAGGCCAUUAGCAAGAUCGCCGACGGUUCCGUUGAGAUUGAUCAUCACCUACUUGAAGGUACCAUCAGCCAGAUCGUUGUCAUGUUUGCUGACGAGCAAUCUACUAUGCCUAGUGCCGCUCAGCAAAACUUUGUGCAAGGCGUGGUGCGUGGUCUGCCCAAGGACUGGGAUAAGGAAGUGCUACGACGUGUGCGAGAUGUCACUGUUGAUGAGAUCAAGACUGCUUUGCGUGAGACUGUCCUGCCAUGUUUCGAACCUGGCAAGAGCAACAUCGUCGUCACUGCUGCCAAGAUUAUGCAAGAGGGCAUGGAGGCUUCAUUCAAGGAGAUGGGCUACAAGGUCCAGACACAUGAGCUCAGCUACUUCCACGAUGACUAUGGCCUCAAGCCUGAGGAUGGAGAGGAAGAAGAAUCGUCCGAGGAAGAUGAGGAACUAGAAGGUUCAGAGGGGUCAUACGAUUCUGAUGAAUCCGAUGAUUAG